AUGUCCCUCUCAAUACCCAACGCCCCCAACGCGGGCCUCUUCAAGCCGGGCUACCAGAACUACGACGCCGAAGAUGGCGCCGUCCUGCGCAACAUCGACGCCUGCAGGACCAUCACCUCCACCGUCCAGACCUCCCUUGGCCCCUUUGGCCGCAACAAGAUCGUUAUCAACCACCUGCAGAAAAUGACACUGACCAACGACGCCGCAACCAUCUUACGCGAACUCGACGUCGUCCACCCGGCCGCAAAACUUCUCGUCAUGGCGUCGCAACAACAGGAAGCAGAGAUGGGCGAUGCGACGAACCUCGUGAUUGUGCUUGCGGGCGAGCUGUUGAAGAAGGCGGAGGAGCUGUUACGCAUGGGGCUGAAGACGAGCGAGAUCGUGAGUGGAUAUGAACGAGCGCAGAGGGUGGCGUUGGAAGCGUUAGAAGAGCUGGAGGUCGAUCAGGUGGAAGACAUUAGGAACCAGGCGCAUCUGGCGAAGGCAUUACGAACAGUAAUCGGUGCGAAGCAGAGCGGCAGCGAAGAGUUGUUGGCAGACAUGGUGGCCGAGGCUGUGUUGGCAGUGAUGCCAAAGAUCCCAAGUCAUUUUAACGUGGACAACAUUCGGGUGGUGAAGAUCAUGGGUGGUUCGUUAGAACAAAGCAAAGUGGUCAAGGGCAUGGUGUUCGGCAGAGAACCAGACGGCACAAUCAAGAAGGCAACGAAGGCCAAAGUCGGCGUCUUCAGCUGUCCCAUCGAUAUCUCGCAGACAGAGACGAAGGGCACGGUAUUGCUGAAGAACAGCAAGGAGCUCUACGACUUCACGAAAGGCGAGGAGAAGCAGAUGGAGAACGCGAUCAAGGAGCUCCACGACUCCGGCAUGCGCGUCGUAGUGGCAGGCACGACGGUCGGCGAGCUGGCCCUGCACUACCUGAAUCGCUUCGGCAUGCUCGUCAUCAAAGUGCUGUCCAAAUUCGAGCUACGCCGGCUCUGCCGAGUCGUGGGCGCAACUCCCCUAGCGAGGUUAGGCGCGCCCAUGCCGGACGAGAUGGGCAACAUUGACAUCGUCGAGACACUAGAGAUUGGCGGCGACCGCGUGACGGUCUUCCGACAAGAGAACGAACAAACCCGGACCGCUACUCUCGUGCUGCGAGGCGCCACACAGAACCAUCUGGAUGAUGUGGAGCGCGCGGUAGAUGACGGCGUCAAUGUCGUCAAAGCCAUCACGCGAGACAGCCGACUCGUGCCCGGUGCUGGCGCCGCGGAGAUGGAGUUGGUGGAGCGGGUGGCGGGUGUGGCGGACAAGACGCCGGGCCUUGCUCAGUACGCGAUGAGGAAGUACGCGGAAGCGUUUGAAGUCGUGCCGCGCGUGUUGGCCGAGAGCGCAGGGUUAGACGCGACAGAAGUCCUCGCGAAGCUGUACACGGCGCACCAUCAGGCUGCCCCUCCAACUACUUCCUCGGCCGCAAAGCCACAGACGAACGGGACUUCGAAACAGCAGCCUAAUGGGGAGGCGGAUGGUGAUGACGAGGAUGAGGAGGAAGACGAGGAGAUCGAUUGCACCGGGGUGGAUAUUGAGAACGCGUCUGGGACUGGCACGCUCGAUGCGGAAGCGGAGGGGAUCCUGGAUUUGAUGGUGACGAAAUCGUGGGCGAUCAAGUUGGCCACAGAGGCGGCGAGGACGGUGUUGAGCGUGGACCAGAUUAUUGUGGCGAGGCAGGCGGGGGGGCCGAAACCGCCAGGGCCGAAUCCGAAUUGGGAUGAGGAUUGA
Baudoinia panamericana UAMH 10762 is the source of this 1752-nucleotide messenger RNA. RefSeq lists its product as uncharacterized. Gene Ontology annotation, biological process: protein folding. Gene Ontology annotation, cellular component: chaperonin-containing T-complex. The transcript has 2 exons. Lineage: Eukaryota; Fungi; Ascomycota; Dothideomycetes; Mycosphaerellales; Teratosphaeriaceae. Gene Ontology annotation, molecular function: ATP hydrolysis activity; ATP binding; ATP-dependent protein folding chaperone. The record is from RefSeq and is a predicted model, not a curated record. Bases 1 to 1752 code for a protein of 583 amino acids.